AUGUCUUCUUCGGAAUCGGAUUCCUCGGUGGACUAUUCGAAUGAUGGCCCCGGUGCCUUGAUUGGCUGUGCGAUUUUGGGUUUUAUCACCACGGUUAUUGUGGGCUGCAGAUUCUGGGCAAGGCGACUGGUCUCGACAACUUGGGGACAAGACGACUGGUUGACAGUGGUGGCGCUCGUGGCACACCAUGGAGUACUGAUUGCCUUUGGAGUCAUGAUCGUGGAUGGAGGUCUUGGCAAAGAUAUUGCAGUCGUUGCGACGGUCCCAGGCGCAGUGACAGCUUUGUACAAGUCCCUCUUUGCAGCAGAACUUGCCUAUGGUAUGAGCUCGUCUCUGGCCAAGCUGUCUCUGCUGGCCUUUUAUAACCGCGUCUUCCCUACCCAACGAGUACGAAUCAGCUGCAUAGUCCUCGGGUCAAUAUGCAUCAUGUGGACAGUCGCCAUUCAAAUAACCAAUGUGCUCCAAUGCCGACCUCUUAGAGCAUUUUGGGAUCCGGCCUUGCAAGCCGCAUCCACCACAAAAUGCAUCGACACGAUACUUUUCUUCCUCGGCAACUCGAUUGUCAACUGUGUAAUAGAUCUCGCAACCCUGGCUCUCCCUAUUCAAGAAAUCUUGAAGUUGCACACGACCAAGAAGAAGAAGGCCGGUAUUGCUGGUGUUUUCCUUCUCGGCAGCAUUGCAUUCGCGGCCAGUCUUGUUCGCACAAUAUUCACUGCCACCAUGUAUAACGAAGGCACUACAAACUUUACGAAGCAAUUCGUCGUUUCGGGUGUGGCAACGGUGGUCGAAGUGUACGUGGGCAUCAUUAGCGGUUGCCUUCCCAUCAUGGUGCCCGUGUACCGACGUAUUCGCUACGGCAACGCACUCAAGUCUACCACACGCACAGGGUCCGAAGGGUACUACCUGAGCAACAGCGGCAAUGCCUUGGCAAAGAGCAACGCGAGAAGCAAGACGAACCGGUCGAGAGGCGAGGGCCCGUUUGAGAGACUGGACACCAACAAGGACGACUUUGCAUCGAGCGAAUUUUCGAGCGAUCGUCACAUCAUGGUGUCGAGUGCCGCAGUACGGGACGGUGACGUGGACCACAAGAGCAACGACAGCAUCCCACUUGAUGGAAUUGUCGUGCGGUCAGACGUUCAGUGGAAGGUUUCGGCAAAAUCUCAUGCAUAG
Messenger RNA from Pestalotiopsis fici W106-1, 1170 nucleotides. RefSeq lists its product as uncharacterized. Bases 1 to 1170 code for a protein of 389 amino acids. The record is from RefSeq and is a predicted model, not a curated record. Lineage: Eukaryota; Fungi; Ascomycota; Sordariomycetes; Amphisphaeriales; Sporocadaceae. The transcript has 4 exons.